Molecule: messenger RNA, 1374 nt
Organism: Adineta steineri
Lineage: Eukaryota; Metazoa; Rotifera; Eurotatoria; Adinetida; Adinetidae
Source: the annotation of a GenBank genome assembly
AUGAUACAUUGGAGUCAUACUGCUAGUCUUUAUUUUCCAUCUGAAAAUCAUGAAAAUUUAUCAAUUAUAAAUAAUGAAUAUUUACAAUCCGAAUCUUUCAAUUCUCAAAUUCCUUUAAUUAAACGACUAAGGCGUUGGACUAUCAAUGGAGAUAAUGAUGAAGUUGAAAUUCCUUUCAAUGAAUCUCAUCUAUCUAUAAACAAUAGUUCUUCAAUUAACAAUAGUACUUUAGUAAAUCUCAUAACAAUAGAAUCAAAUACAUCAAAUAUUGAAUCCGUUAAUGAUUUGAAUAUGACAACUACUGAAAUAAAAUCAGAUGAAAAUACAAUGAUAAAAUAUCCAUUAACAGAACCAGAUUUAACUGAAUUGAAUCAAACAAUUAUAUCAUCUACUGAAGAAGUUAUUCAAAAUAAUAAUACUAGUUUAUCACCAUUGAUAUCUAAUGAAUUGACUACAAUCAAUACAGAAGUCUUAACAACAAAUGUUACUCAAAUGAUUACGGCUGAUCAUGUAUCUAAUACAUUCGAAUCAUCAUCACCAUCAGUUUCAAUCCUUCCUACUCAAACAACGCAGGAAAUUGAAUCAGUUACUACUGUAAUUCAUUUUGAUUCAACUACUGUAUAUCCAGAUGCAACAGUAAUUAAUCAAACGAAUGAAUGGAAUUCAGUAUUUAAUGAAAAAAUAGAAAUAAUUUCAUUAAAUGAUUCAUCUACAAUGAAUUCGAAUAUAUCACUAAAAGAUGCUCGAAUAACAAUUGAUCAACAACUAUUUACAAAUGAUACAGAUAUAAUAAUGUUUGACAAUUUAGAUGAAUCAUUAAAAGUAUCAACAAUGCCUAUUUGUGAUGCUUCAUGUCUAUGUUUAAAAGAAUGUUUAUAUGGUUUUGAACUUUUAAAUGAUACAUGUUUAUGUAAUCCACCAUGUACAAAUUAUCAAUGUUUUGGUAAUGAUACUUGUAUUAUAACAGAUGAAGGACAUCCUUUAUGUCAACCACAAAAUGGCACUGAAUAUGAUCGUCCAAAUCGUUGUUAUCAACCAAGAGAUGCUGGUUAUCAUGAUAUUGAUAUUCGUUAUCAUAAUCGUUGGUAUUAUCAUCCUGGUCAAGAUACAUGCCAUUUAUUUGUUUAUCGAGGUUUAGGUGGAAAUGAAAAUAAUUUUCAAACCUUAGAUGAAUGUCAUUCAGAAUGUAUUACAUGUGCUCCAUCACCUGAUCCAGGCGACUGUUUUGGUCAUGUUAAUAUGUGGUAUUAUGAUAAUAAAAAAGGUGAAUGUAGAGAAUUUGAAUAUUCAGGUUGUAAAGGUAAUGAUAAUAAAUUUUUUAAAAAAGAACUAUGUAUUGAUACAUGUAUUACUCGAAGACCUUUUUUGAAAUAA